AUGAAGGAGGCAAAAGAGGCAUCUCAAAGGCUUAGUCGAGAGCAGGAAAAACACCUCUGUAAAUGGGUUCUUGCCCAAGCGGCCCUUGGGCUGCCUCCAACGCAUUAUCAACUCAGGGAAUUCGCCGGCCGCAUCAUCGUGGCUAGUGGAGACCCCCGCCCGCUUGGAAAACACUGGGUUUCGAGCUUUUUAGCCCGAAACCCAGAGAUUAGCACGAUCAAAGGUAAAUCUCUUGAUUCUGCCCGUAUCAACGGCGCCUCUGUUAGCGGGAUCAAGGAAUGGUUCCAAUUGCUCAAGCUGCCGGCUAUACAGGCAAUCCCACCGGAAUCACGCUUCAAUAUGGACGAAACAGGCAUCCUCGAGGGCCUUGGCUGCAACGGGCUAGUGCUAGGGAGCUCAGAGAAGAAGGAGGCUAUCAAGAAGCGGCUUAGAUCGCGUUAUUGGACUAUAAUCGUCGAAUGCGUCUCUGCAACGGGCUAG
This is a messenger RNA of Hirsutella rhossiliensis, 480 nucleotides long. Its product is annotated as tc5 transposase DNA-binding domain-containing protein. The coding region runs from base 1 to 480 and encodes 159 amino acids. Lineage: Eukaryota; Fungi; Ascomycota; Sordariomycetes; Hypocreales; Ophiocordycipitaceae. The transcript has a single exon. The record is from RefSeq and is a predicted model, not a curated record.